Molecule: messenger RNA, 1884 nt
Organism: Lichtheimia ornata
Lineage: Eukaryota; Fungi; Mucoromycota; Mucoromycetes; Mucorales; Lichtheimiaceae
Exons: 6
Coding region: 1-1884 (627 amino acids)
Biological process (GO): carbohydrate metabolic process; N-glycan processing
Cellular component (GO): endoplasmic reticulum; membrane
Molecular function (GO): mannosyl-oligosaccharide 1,2-alpha-mannosidase activity; calcium ion binding
Source: RefSeq, a predicted model, not a curated record
AUGCUGCCAACUCAUCGUCUGAGUAUGCCCAAUGAAAAGGCUGUCUAUGACGACGACAAUAAGUAUGACAAGCUCAAUAACAAACCCGUUCGAGGAAUAAAGGGCUUGGCAGCAUUCUUGAAACCACGACAACUCAUUCUACUCAUCGCUUCCAUCGUUGCUAUCUGGAUCGUCUAUCACCAUUCCAAUCCACCUGCUACCGACGACCUUGUUGCUGAUACCACCACCACCUCCUCUUCCUCCUCAACCAUCGACACCGAUACUAGCAACAACAACGAUGACCUUCUCAACGGCUACAUUCCUCCCAUUCCCGAUCGACCUUCAACCAAUGAGGAUAAGAUAGACUGGCAUCGACCUGAGAGCGAUACGACAAAGGGCUCGUCAACACCACCAUCAUCUACAGGACCUUAUUUAUUCACACAACAUCCUCCAUUGGCGUCGUUACAUCACGUGGAUGAUGCUGAUGCAGCCUAUAAACAGCAACGAAUUGUAGAUGCGUUUCGACAUGCUUGGAAAGGAUAUGCCACAGAUGCAUUUGGCAAAGACGAAUAUCAGCCAUUGAGACAUCAAGGACGUGAUUGGGCCCCUGGUGGUAUUGGACUCAUGAUUGUGGAUGCCCUGGAUACCAUGCUGCUAAUGAAUUUGACCGACGAAUACCAGCAAGCUCGUGAAUGGGUUGCAACACGAUUGGAUUUUGACAAGAAGCAGGAUGUCAAUGUGUUUGAGACCACCAUCCGUGUAUUGGGAGGAUUACUAUCAGCAUAUCACCUUUCAGGAAAUGACCCAGUCUACCUCGAGAAGGCCACCGAUUUGGGCCAACGUCUUAUUGGAGCGUUUCAAACCAAUUCAGGCAUUCCUUAUUCAAGCAUCGUCUUAUCCACUGGAUUGCCAUUCACAGCCCAUGUACCUAGCAGCACGGCUGAAGUCACCACCAUCCAACUCGAAUUCAAGUAUCUCAGCCAUUUGACAGGGGAUUACAAGUAUUGGGAAGCUGCUGAACGAGUCAUGUACAAGAUGAAGGAUUUGGUGGAUGCUGGUGAGCCUACUAUCGAUGGAUUGGUCCCCAUCUUGAUUCAUCCCAUCAGUGGCAAAUUUACAACAUCCGAGAUCCGGUUGGGUUCGCGUGGUGAUAGCUAUUAUGAGUACUUGUUGAAGCAAUACCUCCAGACUCAGAAAUCAGAAACACUUUACAUGGACAUGUAUCGACAAUCAGUGCGUGGUAUUCGACAACAUUUGCUCGCACGCAGUCAACCCAACAAUCUUUUAUUUAUUGGUGAGCUCCACAAUCUCAAUUCCCUGGGACAAAUCUCUCCAAAAAUGGAUCAUUUGGUAUGCUUUAUCGGUGGCAGCUUUGCUCUCGGUGCUACACAAGGUUUACGUCUUGCACAAGAGCCAUUGAUGACCCAUGUCGACGAGCAAGAUUUGGAACUAGGACGCGAGAUCACACGCACUUGUUAUGAAAUGUACAACACCACGGCGACUGGUCUUGCCAGUGAGAUUGUAUACUUUAAUACCCAAGAAGACAGUCAACAAGAUAUAUCCAUCCAUCCCGGCGAUCGACAUAACCUCUUGAGACCUGAAACCAUGGAGAGCAUCUUUUUAAUGUAUCGAAUCACUGGUGAUCCCAUCUAUCGUGAAUGGGGUUGGAAGAUCUUUGAAGCAUUUGAAAAGUAUACCAAGCUCCCUGGGGGUGGCUACACUGCUUUGAGAGAUGUCACUAGCAUUCCUCCUACGCAGGAUGAUCGUAUGGACACAUUCUUUUUGGCUGAAACGCUCAAGUAUCUUUAUCUACUCUUCAGCCCUGACGAUAUGAUCCCUCUCGAUCACUAUGUAUUCAAUAGCGAGGCACAUCCUUUACCAGUGUUUUCUCCCAAUAAACCUUGA